AUGUCCACAGCACCUCCGUUCCUCCUCCACAGGACGGCGGUAGAGCUGGAGGAGCGGGGCGUGUGGGCUGGCCGCCUCGAGGCAGCCCAGCACAGGGUUGUGGCGAAGGCCCUCUCGUCGGCCCCUGCCUUUAAUGCAUGGCUACGGUGUGAAGGCCACUCGGCGACAGACACGGCUCUUGCUGUCCGUGGUGUGCUCUUUGAGCACAUGCUCGGCCUCGUCUUUCCUGGCGCAACACACUCGGUGGCCCCAGACGUGGUGGCAAAGCUCGCCGCAGAGGUCGAGCCGCACAGAGCGGCCGCCUCUGCUCGCCGUCGUGCGUCGCCGGCUCAGGACAGAUUGCGGCAUCUCAACGUUGAGGACGAUGAGGAUUUUGACGACGACGACGAUGACGAGAGCGGCGGCGACGGCGGCAUGGUGAAGGAUGAUGAUGACGACGACGACGACGACGACGACGACGACGAUGGCGAGGACGACGAGAACACAAGCGGCGGAAAGAAGCUUACCGCCGAGGGCCAGGAGGCAUGUCCGUUUGCGUGGCAGACUGUCGACCCGGUGCAGCGGAUCAUGCCGAUGGGCAUGGCGGUGCCUGGCGCGCCGCAGCUGUAUCGGCCGCCGGGCGGGCCAGAGCCGAUCAACGACGUCUACCACACGAUGGAAUACGAUCUGGAGGACUACGUGGCGUUCUACAACGAGGGAGGCCGGAUGCACAUCAAGCUCGACGACGACGAUGACAACAGCAAGGGCAAGAGCGAAGACAGUGAGGGCGAGGGCGAGGGUGGAAGCAAGGCUGCUGAGGCGGGGCCGACAGGAGCAAAGGCCAAGACAGGCAAGGCGGCGUCGCGACAGUCACGCUGGGCCAACUCGGACAUCGAGGGCAUGGAGGAGCUGUAUGGUGGCAUCGAGAAAGUGCUCAACAACCUCUCGCGCUACACCCACGCGCGGCCGUUCCUCAAGCGAGUCCGCGAAAUCGACGCGCCGGGCUACUUUGACAUCAUCAAAACCCCCAUGGACAUCGAGACCAUGUCGCGGAAGCUCGACAAGGGUGUGUAUCAGUCCAAGGCGGACUUUGUGGCCGACCUCGACCUCAUGUUUGCCAACUGCCUCGAGUACAACACCGAUCCGACGCUCAAGAUCCGGGCCGACCUCGCCAAAACCCAGGCUCGGACAGAGGUCCAGCUCGCCAAAGUGCCCGAUGUCCGGCUCCGGCCACGCGCAGUUCCAACACCGCCGCCGCCGGAGCUUGACGACGACGACCUCGUGCCGGACGAAUCGCUGCCGCGGCUCACUCGCGACUGGCGCGUGUCAACCCGCCACGCCCGUGCCCGUGCCCUUGCCUACACACUCGAGCAGCGCGAGCUCCCGUUCGAGUCACGUGAGGCGCUCAUCCGCGCUCCGAUUGCAGGCUACGCGUUCAUGGCCGAGAGCCCCGUCGACCCCGCCGCACUCGCCGCCUUUCCGGAGCUGGCCGCCGUCGACGUCUUCCCUGCCCUUCGCGGCGCCGCCGAGCUCGACGAGCGGCCGCCGCAAGCUGCGCCGAGCGUGUGGCACCCGCCGCCGAUCCCUGCCAACGACGUGACGCGCUCGAUUGCGCUUGUUGACUCGGUCCGCUCCCAGCAAGGCAAGCUUGUCCGCCAGCUGUACAUGCUCCGCAACGAGAAGCCGCCUGUCGACGACGUGCCUGCGCUUCGGCCUGCGGCACACGCCAAACUCCCAUCGCUGGCGCUCGACGCGCCGCUCUCGACGCCGGCCGCCGCUGCGGUGUCUGCACGGCUAUCGCCGGCCCUCGCGCGCACACUCACCGAGCAGUCGCUGGUGCUGCUGGCGGCGCGUGUUGGUUUUGAAGCCGUCGACAAGUCUGCGCUGGCGCUGCUUGCCGACGUGGUUGGCUCGUUCAUGGGCAAGGCGGCGCGAAUCAUGCGGACGCUCCGCGAUGCUCAUGGGCGCUCGGUCGACGACGCUCACCUCCUUCCGCUCGCCUUUCGCGUCAUGCAAGGCCCGGAUCCCGAGUCGCUGGUCAUGUUCCGGACCGAGACUAAGCUCUACACCGCGCGGCUCGAGUCGGCAUCCAACGUCUUGCGGACAACCUACCGCAGCAUCCUCGCCGACCCGACUGCAGCGCUACAGGCCGACCUCGAGACAGACUCACUUGUCUCCGGCUUUUUCGCCCGCGGCCUCGACGUCGACGUGCUCGGCCUCGGGCCCGAAGCGGCGGCCAUGGUCCACGCCAUCCUCCGCUCGCAGCCGAUGGCCUCGGUCCGGCUCACCGAACCGCCGCCGGUCAAGGCCACGUCUGCAGAGCGCUUGGCCGACUUUGGCCUCUCUGCACCGCCGCCGCUGCCUGAGCUCGACCCGUCGGCACACCCGCCGCUGCUGGCAAAUGCUCUGGCAUCCGCACUGGACGCUGCCGCGCCGUCGCGCUCGUCGCGCAAGCGCAAACGCUCGGCCUCCAAGCCUGCUCCGCCGUCGUCGCCGCUCGACCGCGACGCCGACGACGACUCGGACUUUGUCGAAGACAUGCCCGGAACCCCGAGCGAGCCUGCGACCAAGAAGAAGAAGACCGCCGCUGCUGCCGCGUCGGCCCGCGCUGCUUCCACGCCUUCGCGCCGAUCGCGCCGUCGCUGA
Messenger RNA from Thecamonas trahens ATCC 50062, 2625 nucleotides. RefSeq lists its product as uncharacterized. Gene Ontology annotation, cellular component: SAGA complex; SLIK (SAGA-like) complex. Gene Ontology annotation, molecular function: protein binding; structural molecule activity. Gene Ontology annotation, biological process: regulation of transcription by RNA polymerase II. The transcript has 2 exons. Lineage: Eukaryota; Apusomonadida; Apusomonadidae. Bases 1 to 2625 code for a protein of 874 amino acids. The record is from RefSeq and is a predicted model, not a curated record.